Neltuma alba is the source of this 2415-nucleotide messenger RNA. Its product is annotated as probable L-type lectin-domain containing receptor kinase S.5. The record is from RefSeq and is a predicted model, not a curated record. NCBI's taxonomy places the organism in Eukaryota, Viridiplantae, Streptophyta, Magnoliopsida, Fabales, Fabaceae. Gene Ontology annotation, molecular function: ATP binding; carbohydrate binding; protein kinase activity. Gene Ontology annotation, biological process: protein phosphorylation. The coding region runs from base 183 to 2195 and encodes 670 amino acids. The transcript has a single exon.
CUAAGCAUGCUUGACCAUCAUCAUUACCAUUUUAGACUUGCCCUCCAAUCUCUGAUCGAUAAUCCUCAGACGACGCUGCCAUUCAUCCAAUCAGUCUGGUAACUCACAGGAUCAUAUAUAGCUCACCUUCUGUGUUGCUAUAGCAAAUCCUUCAAAAAGCAUACGGCUAUAUUGUCCGUUUAAUGAGCUGUAGAAUGCAGUUUUGUCGGAUGGUUAAGCCUCAACUUUUAGCAGUCAUCUUCAUCAGUAUCCUCGGCCAUAUCCAAGUUGACUGCUUUUCUUUCAAUUUCCCCACCUUCAAACAAGAAGAUCAGAAUGGAUUAAUACUACUGAGUGAGUUUUCGCGUAUAUUCCGAGAUGCCAUCCAAGUGACACCUGAUGCUUACGGUGAAGACUUGAGGAACAGGUCCGGGAGGGCCUUCUACUAUAAGGCGUACAGAGUUUGGAACAAGAAGAAGAACCAAACUGCAUCAUUCAAUACCACCUUCGUCCUCAAUAUCAGCCCCGAUACUCCUUCAAACCCAGGUGCCGGCGAAGGUUUGGCCUUCAUACUAGCUGCUGACAGAAGUCUCCCCCCCAACAGCCAUGGAAGAUGGCUUGGCGUUGUGAAUUCUUCCACAAAUGGCACUUCUGGUGCAGCCGUAUUGGCUGUGGAGUUUGAUACCAGAAGCAACUCCCCUGAAGACGGCUCAGACGGUCAUGUUGGCGUCAACGUGAACAGUGUUUACUCCAUCAAGCACGUUCCGUUACUUCCCUUGGGGAUCAAUAUUUCAUCGGGCACCAAUGUGACCGUGAGAAUUCAGUAUGAUAACGAUGUGAUUUCUGUCUUCGGUUACAUGAUGAGUGGAGCCAAAGCACAAGACAUGAAGCUCUUGUUGCAAUCUCCACCCCUCAAUCUCACCUCAUAUCUCCCGGAGAAGGUAUUUCUGGGGUUCUCUGCGUCGACAAGUAAUUUCAAUGAGCUGAACUGCAUCAGAGCGUGGGAGUUCAACGGUGAAGAUAUUGGAGACGGAAAUCAAGAACUGCUAUGGGUUUGGAUCACAGUUCCAGUGGUGGUGGUUAUCGCCGGUGCGGUGAUAUUUUUCUUGAUAUGGCGGUGGAAACGAAAUAGGGAGAUAGCAGAGGAUGCGUAUCCGAGGAUAGAAGACCAGAUUAAGUAUUCCUCAAUGGUUCCAAAGAAGUUCCGGCUGAGGGAAAUGAAAAAGGCGACGAGCAAUUUCAACGACCAGAACAAGCUGGGGGAAGGUGGUUUCGGAAAAGUGUACAAGGGAAUCCUGGGAAACAGGGAGAUCGCCGUGAAGAGAGUCUCCAAGGAUUCACGCCAAGGGAAGCAAGAAUUCAUAGCAGAAGUCACGACAAUAGGCAGCCUUCACCACAAGAAUCUGGUUAAACUCACAGGGUGGUGCUAUGAGAGAAAAGAACUCCUACUCGUCUACGAGUUCAUGCCCAAUGGAAGCUUAGACAAAUACCUAUUCGGCAGCACAGACGGAUCACCAUAUCAAAACCUUCACUGGGAAACCAGAUGCAGUGCGAUAUACGGUGUGGCUGAAGCCCUUGACUAUCUUCACAACGGCUGCGACAAGAAGGUGAUUCACAGGGACAUCAAGGCCAGCAAUAUCAUGUUGGACUCAGACUUCAAUGCCAAGCUGGGAGACUUUGGAUUGGCUCGAACCAUCCAAAAAAGAAAUGAGACUCACCAUUCCACGAAAGAAAUAGCAGGAACGCCAGGUUACAUGGCCCCAGAGACGUUUCUGACAGGGAGGGCAACAGUGGAAACAGACGUGUACGCAUUUGGGGUUCUGAUAAUGGAAGUAGUCUGUGGGAAGAGGCCAGGGAACAUGUGUGUUCAGAACGACUACAAGAAUAGCAUAGUGUACUGGGUGUGGGAGAUGUAUGGGAAUGGAAGAACACUAGACGGAGUGGAUAGGAGAAUAAAGAAGGAGAUAGAGGAAGACGAGGAACGAGUGGAAAGAGUGAUAGUGCUAGGCCUGGCUUGUUGCCAUCCCAAUCCUCACAAAAGGCCAUCCAUGAAGACAGUACUGCAGGUCCUGACAGGCGAGGUGGCUCCGCCGGAGGUCCCGAGGGAACGGCCGGCUUUUGUGUGGCCGGCCGCUCCCCCUUCCUUCAACGUCAAUGAUAACUCCAUUAAUUCGGCCCAACUCACUCCUCCCUUCACUCAGCUCACCGGCAGAUGAUCAUCAUCAUCGUAAUUACCCCGCAAUGGUUCUUGUUCUCGUACCUUGGCAGAUAUCGUAUCGCUGUAAUUAAAUAACCACCAAACAACAGUAUGAUAGGUGCUUGACACAAAUUUCUUCUUCACUCUGUAAAUUGUUUUUCUUCGGGCGGAACGGUUAGGUCAGCUUAACUGCUUAAAGGCGUAGUCAACUUCUGCAUAUAAUUGAUUGUACUCAAAUA